Vespa crabro (European hornet) is the source of this 1247-nucleotide messenger RNA. RefSeq names its product tRNA (guanine-N(7)-)-methyltransferase non-catalytic subunit wdr4 (gene wuho). Gene Ontology annotation, biological process: RNA (guanine-N7)-methylation. The coding region runs from base 6 to 1169 and encodes 387 amino acids. Gene Ontology annotation, molecular function: tRNA (guanine(46)-N7)-methyltransferase activity; protein binding. The record is from RefSeq and is a predicted model, not a curated record. The transcript has a single exon. Lineage: Eukaryota; Metazoa; Arthropoda; Insecta; Hymenoptera; Vespidae. Gene Ontology annotation, cellular component: nucleus; cytosol; tRNA methyltransferase complex.
AGAAUAUGAGUUUCUGCAUAUACGAUUCAGAUAUUGUUGUAUGCAACAAUGAUCAUCUCAUAAUAUACAACAUCGAUAAUAACUUAAUAAAUACCAUAGCACUACCUCAGUUGGAAUGUAAUAAGGUAGUUAAUAUACAUAACAAUGUAGAUAUAGAAUCAUAUCACAUGAUAAUAAGUACAACAUUUUCUAACGAUGGCAAAUAUUUUUUGGUAUGUACAAAUCGUAAACAAUUGUGUUUAUAUGAAAGAAAAAGUAAAAGGCUUAUAUCAAACAGAAUAUUAUCUAGAGCAGCAAGCAAAGUAAUAUUUUCUCCAAACAAUGAUAUAAUUGUUGCCGAUAAAGCUGGAGAUGCUUAUCUAUUUUCUACUGCAAAUCCUAUAGAAAAUGGAACUUUACUCUUGGGACAUUUAUCAAUGCUGCUGGAUAUACUUGUCACGGAAGAUGGAAAGUAUAUUUUAACAACUGAUAGAGAUGAAAAGAUUCGUGUAUCAAUGUUUCCACAUUCAUAUAAUAUUGUAUCUUAUUGUCUUGGACAUAGUAAAUUUGUAACGAAUAUUUGUGAACUACCUCAUAAAAAAAAAAUUCUAGUAUCCUCGGGAGGAGAUGGAACUUUCAUGUUAUGGAAUUAUGAAUAUGGUAGAGAAUUAUUAACCAUUAAUUUUAGUGAAAAAAUUGCUAAAUAUAAUAUUGACAAAUUUAAUCAAAUUCUUAAAACUAAUCAUUAUGAAGAAUACGUAAAUGUCUUACCUGUGAAACAUUUAAAAGCUAUGGCACUUGAUAAAUUAUCGUCUUUACUUGUUAUAAGUUUUUAUAGUAGUAAUAUAUUACUGAUAUAUAUCAUUGAUGAAACAGUGGAAUCACAAUUAAGAGCUACUUGGAUUGAAACUAUAAUAAUGGAAGAUGAACCUUUAGAUUGUUUUUUAAAUAAUCAUCGAAUGUGGGUUUUAACCAAUUCAGGAGUGAACAUAUAUAUUUUGAAGAAUAAUCAUUUUGUAUUGGACUCAAUUACAAAUAAUACAUUAAAAGAAUUGAAUGAAGUUUGGAUGUCAUUGAAUAAUAAUACACUUACGCAAAAUUUAUUCCCUAUUUUGUACAAAAGAAAAUAUGAUAACGUACAACAGUAUUUAGAAAGAAAAAAAUCACGUCUGUCAAAUACUUUGGAAUAAGCAUUUUCAGUUAACAAAAUAAAAUUCCAAAAAAAGAAAAAAAAAUAGAAAAGAAAAGAGAAAAAUAAGCAUACAACA